Messenger RNA from Erpetoichthys calabaricus (reedfish), 1317 nucleotides. Its product is annotated as olfactory receptor 6N1-like. The coding region runs from base 1 to 1317 and encodes 438 amino acids. Gene Ontology annotation, cellular component: membrane. The transcript has 4 exons. Lineage: Eukaryota; Metazoa; Chordata; Cladistia; Polypteriformes; Polypteridae. Gene Ontology annotation, molecular function: olfactory receptor activity; G protein-coupled receptor activity. The record is from RefSeq and is a predicted model, not a curated record. Gene Ontology annotation, biological process: G protein-coupled receptor signaling pathway.
AUGCGGUUAAACAUCAGAUCUUCCUUGCCAGCUUCUCUGACUUUGACAUCACUAGGACUGCCCCCAGGUGGUUUGAGUCCUACCUCUUGGACUGUGACAUUGAUGACUAUACCACCUCUGACAUCACUUCCAGUGUCCAUCUGCCUGGACCCAUCUCUUCCUCAAAGCCAGAAUAUCUGCCAUCUUAGAGCAGUCACAACUGGACUCACUGGUGAGCUGACAGGAUUUGUUGUGACGGUGAUGGAGCUACAGAAUGUGGUGUUCUUCAUCCAGGACACGGUAGCAGAACUCCAGUUAAUCAAAAUCCAGGCUGGGAAACAAUGGACUCAACUUGCUGAAGCGGAGAAGACGUCCGAGGUCAUCAUGACUAAUGCAAGCCUGACAACCUCAUCAGUUGAGCAGUUUAUUGUCUUUGGCUUUCCAGGAUUUCAGGAUCAUGAAAGCAAACUUCUCAUUUCUGUAAUAUUCUUGAUUGCCUACCUUUUUAUUUGGCUGGGGAAUGUCAGCAUUAUUGUCACAUUCAUGUUGAAUGAAAGCCUGCACAAGCCCAUGUAUGUUCUGAUUUGCACUCUGGCAGUGUUUGACAUUACUUUUUCAUCUAUCACAGUCCCAAGAGCACUGGCAGUUUUAAUGUUUGACGCCAGAGUGGUAUCGUUUAAUGCUUGUUUUGCUCAACUUUUUCUUUUUCAUGCUGUAGGAAGUUCACAGUCCUUUCUCUUAAUGUUGAUGGCAUAUGACAGAUUGGUGGCCAUCUGUAACCCCCUUCUCUACAGCACCAUUAUGAGCAACAGAGUCAUUCUAAAUCAGAUCACAUUGUGUUGGCUUGGCGGAUUCAUUACUCCUUUGAUUCCACUCAUUUUGGCUCUCAGGCUGCCCUUCUGUGGUCCCAAUAAAGUUAUGAACAUUUAUUGUGAGCUUGCCUCUGUGGUCCGACUGGCUUGUAGUGACAUUUCAGUUAAUACCACUUUGGCUUUCAUCAUUGCUAUGUGCACAUUGCUCAUCCCCUUGGCUUAUAUUGUGUAUUCCUACAUAUGCAUCAUUAAAUCUGUGCUCAAUAUUGCCAGUUCUGAAGGACGGGUCAAGGCUUUCUCUACCUGUGGGACACACCUGAUGGUAAUUUGUAUCUUUAUUGUCACUGCUGUUGGUUUUUACAUUUCAUAUCGGAUCCCAGGAAGUUCUGAAGAUGUGCGCACAAUGGCAGCUGUGUUGCAGAAUAUAAUUCCACCGUUACUGAACCCUGUUAUAUACUGCCUGAGGAAUAAAGAGAUUAGAGACAACUUUGUGAAAAGUGUAAAAAGAUGUAAAAUAUUACCAUGA